CUCCAUUCUCACUGAAAACAAAACAAACAAAAAAUAGAAUAAAGAAAACUUCACUUCACCCACCACAAAGCAAUGAAAAAGGGUAACAGUAGCUUCCUUCAAUUUUGCAGUUUCGUAGCAAUUAUCGCCAAAAAAUCCAAAACUUCUCCUCCUAUUCCUAUGCAUAUGAUUCCCCAAACAUCUCUUCACUGAUUCUCCUCCCAAUUUCUCAGCUCCAGGUGAGCAAGAGGAACUGUGAUUAACCAUAUUAAGGGGUAUAUUAUGAGGGAGGGUCCUGGUUUGUGGAGGUAGAUAGACUUAUGCAAGCAUAGAAUCCUCGCCUGGUUUCUGGGAGGCUAGUUUUCUCAAAUCUUGUACAUGUAGCACCAUCAAUUUUUGAUAAGUUGAAGAGUGGGAUAAAUCACAAGCUGAAAAAAGGGAUUGGGAAGCUGGAACAAUGGGUUCUGUUUGUUGUUGUCUGAGUUUUGACGAUUUUGAAGAUUAUGUAAAUCCAAAUAGUCCUGUGUAUAGGAACUGUGCUUGUCUCAGCUGCUUGAUACAGAAUGUUUUGAAUGUGUAUACAUCAAUAUUCCGUAGAGGGGAAGUGCAUUCACUACCUUCAUCUAUUCAGGGAACAGCAUCUAUGACUUCUGCUGCAUCGCUUGAUAAUUCUCUCUCUGACCUGUACCGAUCUCCUCCAAGGCCCUUACCUUAUGAUGCAGAACCUAGAUAUUUCCGCUCACAACGUGAUGGUCUAGUUUCAAGGCGUGAUAAGAGUUCAAGUCAUUCAAAUGAGGAAACAGAACCUCUGAGAAGUGAUGUAGAGGUGGAUCCAGAAUCUUUUAAUUCAGGAGACAAAUGGAAUGGAUGUGCCGGUGAUGAUGGAUCAAAGGAAUGCCGUUCAAAGUCCGCACUAAAAAUUUCAUCAGCAAAAUAUACAACUGGAGUUGGGCUUAUUUAUGCAUCAUCAGAAGAGGAAGAUGUCUGUCCAACUUGUCUUGAAGAAUACACUACUGAGAAUCCAAAGAUAAUGACAAAAUGCUCUCAUCAUUUCCACCUUGGUUGCAUUUAUGAGUGGAUGGAGAGAAGUGAUAACUGUCCAGUUUGUGGAAAGGUGAUGCUAUUUGAUGAAUCCACAUUUUCUUGAUUAUUUCUCUCAUGGGUAAAGUCAGCAACAGAAGAAAAGACAAACGUAAGUAUAGACAUUGUGAAUAUUGAAGAUGAAGUGCUUGUAUAUGUAUAGUAAGGACCAAAAGUUUUCUUAAUCAUUGUUGUGAGAUCAAUCUCAUCCCAGUUGCUUUUUAUAUUUAAAGUUUGUCCAAAACUGUGAAGAAAAAAGAAUAUGCAAUUCAGAUGGAAACUUUGUCAUGGCGUCAACAUGUAUUGAGAAAAUAACAGAAAAGAGAGAGAGGAAGAGAACUCUGUUAAUCUGAAUAUUCUAUCAUUAAUUGGUGCUUUCACUGUUGAGUGAUACAAUGAAUAUAUAGCCUUCAAUA
This is a messenger RNA of Lotus japonicus, 1475 nucleotides long. Its product is annotated as E3 ubiquitin-protein ligase At3g02290-like. Gene Ontology annotation, molecular function: ubiquitin-protein transferase activity. The transcript is spliced from 5 exons. Bases 437 to 1126 code for a protein of 229 amino acids. Lineage: Eukaryota; Viridiplantae; Streptophyta; Magnoliopsida; Fabales; Fabaceae. The record is from RefSeq and is a predicted model, not a curated record.